This is a messenger RNA of Trichobilharzia regenti, 786 nucleotides long. The record is from the annotation of a GenBank genome assembly. NCBI's taxonomy places the organism in Eukaryota, Metazoa, Platyhelminthes, Trematoda, Strigeidida, Schistosomatidae.
AUGCACAGACCUGUGUCGUUUGCAUUACUAUUCUUCAUCAUUCAUGUUUUCAAUAAAGCAACUCUCAGUCAAAUUCAACUGGAAACUUCCUCGAAAAGUAGAUUCAAUGAUGCAGACAAGAUUAAAAUCAAAGAUAUAGUUUCAAUCAAACUUAGCAUGUCUGUUGAAAGGAUGAAUACAAGUGAUUCGGAUAUUAUUAAUGAUGACAUCCCAUCACCAUCAAAAUUCAACUCAUUUCGUACACAGAUAUUGAAUGCCUUAAAACAUGUGGAGCCCAUAUUGAAAUCAGUUCAUGUAUCAUGUGAUAUCCUUAUGCCAAAAGCAUUCAAAACUCCAAAACCUAUUAGUAGUAUUCAAGUCUUAAUGAUGCUGUCAAGUAAGGAGAUGAGAAAGGCAUUCAAUUCUGCUGAAUGGUUCAGUAUGCUUAAAAAUACACUGUUAUCUGCUAAUGUAAUCGGAGUCAAUGACACAAGAUCAUAUCGGAGGUAUUUCUCUGUAUCCCGUUCGCUUACACCAAAGAAAGAUUUUGAUUUGUGCUCCCAGAUGAGAUUGCAUUUAUCACAAAAAUAUCAUGGAUUCGGUGAAUCAAUGGAACACUGUUUAUAUAAGCAUAAAGAAAGUCAAUUGAAGAUGAAGUUUUCAAAGCCUAAACUAUUCCUUCAAGAGAUGUUGGUCUCAAAAGCUACAGCCGAAAGAUUAAUUGACUAUGUCAUUGAAAUUUUCCGCAAGACUAAAAAGGUUUCGUUUAAGAAAAGAAAGAGUAUCUCCUUGUCCAGUCAGGUGUAA